Messenger RNA from Formica exsecta, 3372 nucleotides. RefSeq lists its product as uncharacterized. Gene Ontology annotation, molecular function: aspartic-type endopeptidase activity. The transcript has a single exon. The record is from RefSeq and is a predicted model, not a curated record. Bases 1 to 3372 code for a protein of 1123 amino acids. Gene Ontology annotation, biological process: proteolysis. NCBI's taxonomy places the organism in Eukaryota, Metazoa, Arthropoda, Insecta, Hymenoptera, Formicidae.
AUGGAGUCGUUAGUCCUAGCUCAACACGAGCUCUGCAGUCGUAUCGCGCGCACGUACGACAAUUUGAAAAAGGUAGGACAAGCUAAAAUCAAUAAGGGACUUAUAGCGACCACGCUCAAGCUGCUGGACGCCAAAUGGGCAAAGUUUGAGGAGCAGCACGAGCUACUGGUCACAGAGUAUGGAGCGGAAAUCAGGAAGCAUGAGUACGGGACAAAGGACUUUCUCGGUCAAGUCGAGGAGGUUUGUGUGAUUCAGCGCGCUGCUGUCCUUGAGCUGGAAGAAGCUCUCACUCAGCCAACUUCCCCGAAGACUGGAUCGAGGCUCUCUGGAGACGAGCUUCGAGCGGCAUCUCGUACGACUUUCCCACGAAUCCAGCUUCCCAGCUUCUCCGGGAGAUACGAGGACUGGCCGGCGUUCCGUGACUUGUUCCAGUCCAUCAUCGGCAAGGACUCUUCAAUCGCUCAGGUAGAGAAGAUGCACUACCUGAAGACCUGUCUAAAAGGUGAGGCAGAGCUAUUAAUUCGUAAUAUCGCCACGACCGGGGACAAUUAUGACAGUGCGUGGGAAAUGUUAAGCGCGUACUACGAGAACACACGGUUGUUAGUGCGCGCGUAUCUCGCGAAUUUUCUCUCACUCCAGAAAAUGAGGAGUGAGUCACCGGGCGACCUAAGAAAGAUAUUACAUUGUCUGAAAGCGACUGUCAGUUCCCUGGAAAAUAUCGGACGCCCUAUCGACUGUAGUGAGGAUCUAUUCGUGUAUCUUUCGGUCGAACUCCUCGAUGCGCGCUCUCGCCGCGAAUGGGAAAACUCGAUCAGCGACUCCAAGGAACCUCCGUCCUUCGACAAGCUCGAGCUAUUCCUCGAUAGACGGCUGCACACCCUGGAGUCAACGCUACCUAUCAAAGCCGAUGGCGCCUCGAGCAAACCAGGGAGCAACAUUCAGAAGUCCACGCGCCGCCACUUCACCAGCAAGCAGGAGCUCAAACCAGAGGUCAAGCGCGGUCGCUGCGCCCUAUGCCAGCGCGAUCACUUCUUGAUGCUUUGUGAUGGGUACAAGAAGAAGACGGCGCUCGAACGGAAGCAACUCGUCGAGGCCAGCAAAUUAUGCCUGAAUUGCCUCGGUCGGCAUCAGGUAGGGGAGUGCGCUUCCAAGAAAGCGUGCUCGGUGUGUGAUGCGCGUCACCAUUCCUCGCUGCACGAUGCCUGCCGCGAAACCGCCGUUGUAAAAUCAUCGCACGUCGCGCAAGGACCUUCGGACAAGCCAGUAAUAGUGCUCCUCGCAACAGCCCGCGUCCGCGUCGCCGACCGACACGGAUUGUUGCACCCCGCGCGCGCUCUCAUCGACCAGGGCUCUGAGUCGUCAAUCAUCUCCGAGCGCCUCGCGCAAAGGCUGAGACUGCCACGCACACCCGCAUCGGUCAGCGUAUUCGGGGUUGGUGGGCAGAAGUCCGGUCAUGCCAAAGGUCGCGUCGCCCUCUCGCUUUCGCCGCGACACGGAGGGGCAGCGAUGUCCAUUCCCGCGCUCGUGCUUCCGCGGAUCACCGUCUACGCCGGCGGAGUAGACUCCGGUGCUAGAGAUUGGCCUCACCUACAGGGACUGGAGCUUGCGGAUCCGGAGUACGGCGCUUCUGACCCAGUCGACAUACUCCUCGGAGCAGAUAUCCACGCCGCCAUCCUCUGCCAAGGCCUACGCAAAGGACGCCACCGCGAAUUGGUGGCCCAAAACAUGAAGCUCGGGUGGAUCCUAUCGGGAGCUAUAGGUGAAGCCACCGCUUCUUCAAGGGCCCAUACUCACCAGUGCCGUGUCGAGGAGGAUCUCGCGGGAAUGGUGCGCCGCUUCUGGGAGCAGGAAGAAAUGCCGCUGGCCGCCACAACGCUAUCCAAGGACGAUCAAGAGUGCGAGGAUCACUUCGUCCGCACGCAUACCCGAGGGCCCGACGGGCGAUACACUGUGCGCCUUCCUGUCGUUGAGCCGCUACCGGAUCUCAGCGGAACCCGUCGAGCAGCACUACGAGUGCUAAAACACAUGGAGACCAGAUUUUCUCGAGACGCCUCGUUCCAUGAGUUGUACGCCGAUUUCCUGCGCCAAUAUGCCGACUUACAUCACAUGACGCCGGCCUCAUCGGACGCUGACCGGGUCAACAAGCGGCUCUGCUAUCUUCCUCAUCACGGCGUGAUGCGGGAAGCUAGCUCCACGACCAAGCUGCGGGUCGUGUUUAAUGGCUCGUCAAGAUUGCCGUCGGGAGAGACCCUCAAUCAGCACCUGCAAGUCGGACCGAACCUACUACCAGCGCUUGCUGAUAUUCUGCUGCGGUGGCGUCGUCAUCGAUAUGCCAUUGCCUCGGACAUCGAAAAAAUGUAUAGGCAGAUCGACGUCCACCCUCAGGAUCGCGACCUGCAAAGGAUUGUGUGGCGUGAAGGUAAAGAUAUGGACAUCAAGGAGUUCCAACUGAACACCGUGACUUACGGGUUGGCGUGCGCUCCCUAUUUGGCGAUUCGCACUCUCCGACAACUCGCGGAUGACGAAGCCUCCAGGUGGCCCCUCGGUGCGGACGUCCUUCGACGGGACGUCUACAUGGACGACGUCCUGACGGGGGCACCAACCGUUGCUGAGACUGAGGAGAUCCAGCAGCAACUCACGCAGAUCUGCAGGGCGGGCGGUUUCCCGCUGAAGAAGUGGUCGGCCAACCAUUCGUCAUUGCUCGAGAGUCUGCCAGCGGAGGACCUUCUACAGCGGGAGCCCCGGUGGUGGCAACCAGGUGAGAGCCACGCUACCUUGGGCCUCAGAUGGCACCCGCACAAUGACAACUUCGCCUUCUCGACGCCAACGAUGCGGCUGGACAGGAUAUCUAAAAGGACAGUCCUGUCACUAACGGCCAAGUUAUUUGACCCGAUGGGAUGGCUCGCACCCACCACGGUGCGAGCCAAGAUACUUAUACAGUCGACGUGGUUACUGGGAGUCGACUGGGACACACCGCUCCCCGACGGCGACGCUCAGCGGUGGCUGGAGUUCCAGGCGGAGCUACCUCUGUUGGAGAGCAUCCGCGUUCCCCGCUGGCUGAAUAGCGGAACUGGCUGCCGGAGGGAAAUCCAUGGCUUCGCCGACGCAUCUGAAAGAGCCUACGCCGCAGUCGCUUAUCUGCGGACAGAGGAUCGGGAAGGACGUGUAGAGGUCGCGCUAGUUACCGCGAAAACCAAGGUAGCGCCGCUAAAGCAGAUAACUCUACCACGUUUAGAACUUUGUGCAGCAACGCUGCUCGCUCGGCUCAUCAGUCACAUCCGUCACGUCCUGGAAGCAACGGAGGUGCCCCUUCACCUCUGGUCGGACUCUACCGUAGCUCUAGGAUGGAUCCGUGGACACCCGACUUCUUGA